AUGUUCAAAUUCAAACAUCUGAGCUUCUUCUCCCACUCCAAACAUGAACGACUACGCCUCGCCUUCUCUGCUUCUUCAGCUGCUGUUUUCGAUGAAUUUUCCACACAACAACAACAAAUCUGCAAUGAUCGCCAUAACCAGAUGGACCAAAUGCUGCAACCCCAUAUUUUGCUCUGCUUGGACCCGAAAUUAUACGUCUCUUCUCUACUGGAUUGUAGAAAUCUCAUCCAAAUUAAGAAGAUUCAUGCCCACGCAACCAUCACGGGAAUGCUUCACAACCUUACUGUCGCAAACAAGCUUCUCUACAUGUACGCUCGGUUUAAGGCCCUAGAGGACGCUUCCACUUUUUUUGACGCCAUGCAAGAGCGGGAUUUAGUCUCCUGGAGCGUCAUGGUUGGCGGGUUCGCUAAAGCUGGCCUUUACCCUAAUUGUCUUGGGACUUUUAGAGAGAUUAUCCGCUCCGGUAUACUGCCCGAUAAUUUCAGUUUGCCCUUUGCAGUAAGGGCUUGUAGGGAUACUUCAGACCUUCAAACCGGCAGAAUGAUUCAUCACCUAGUUUAUAAAUCCGGGUUACAUUCGGAUCCUUUUGUCUCCGCUGCUCUUGUCGAUAUGUAUGCAAAAUGUGGGGUGAUUGAAGAUGCUCGACUCCUGUUCGAUAGAAUUCCCAAGAAAGACCUCGUUACUUGGACUGUCAUGAUCGACGCACAUGCCAAUUGUGGGAAUGCUGAAGAAUCCUUGGUUUUGUUUGAUCGAAUGAGAGAGGAAGGCAUUAUCCCAGACAAGGUCACAAUGGUCACCGUUGUCUUUGCAUGUGCUAAAUUAGGUGCAAUGCAUAAGGCUGAGCUUGUCCAUGAUUAUAUAUCAAGGAAUAAGUUUUCCUUGGAUGUGAUCUUGGGAACCGCAAUGAUUGAUAUGUAUGCCAAGUGUGGGAGUGUCAAUGCCGCGAGAAACAUAUUUGAUCACAUGAAGGAAAAGAAUGUCGUUUCCUGGAGUGCAAUGAUUGCAGCUUAUGGUUAUCACGGACAAGGUAAGAAAGCUCUUGAUAUGUUCCCCAUGAUGUUGCGUAGCGGAAUAUCACCAAAUCGGAUCACAUUUGUUUCCCUUUUGUAUGCAUGUAGUCACGCAGGAUUGGUUGAUGAGGGUCUCCGGUUCUUCUACUCAAUGUGGGAAGAUUAUUCUGUGAAACCUGAUGUGAAACACUAUACUUGCAUGGUUGAUCUCCUUGGCCGUGCAGGGAGGCUUGAUGAAGCCUUGGAACUGAUCAAGAAUAUGACUGUGGAAAAAGAUGAGGGCCUGUGGGGUGCAAUAUUAGGGGCUUGCAGAAUCCAUGGAAAUAUUGAAUUGGCAGGGAAGGCUGCAAAGUCCCUUCUUGAAUUUCAGUCCAGAAAUCCUGGUUAUUAUGUUCUGCUAUCAAACAUUUAUGCAAAUGCAGGAAGGUGGGAAGAUGUUGCCAAGGUGAGAGAAUUGAUGACCCAUAGGAGGCUGAAGAAAAUUCCAGGUUGGACAUGGAUUGAGGUGGGUAACAAGAGGUACCAGUUUAGCACAGGAGACAAGACUCAUCCACAGUCAGAUAAGAUCUAUGAGAUGUUGAAGAGCUUGACUAAGAAGCUGGAGCUGGCUGGUUAUGUCCCUAAUACAAAUUUUGUAUUGCAUGAUGUGGAUGAGGAACUUAAGAUAGGGAUCCUAAAUACCCAUAGUGAAAAGUUGGCAAUUGCAUUUGGUCUAAUCAGCAUACCUGAGAGAAUGCCAAUCAGGCUAAUAAAGAACCUUAGGGUCUGUGGUGACUGCCACACAUUUAGUAAGUUGGUAUCAGCAAUUGUUCAACGAGAGAUUAUUGUUCGAGAUGCUAAUCGAUUUCACCAUUUCAAGGAAGGAGUUUGUUCCUGUGGAGAUUAUUGGUAA
Nelumbo nucifera (sacred lotus) is the source of this 1902-nucleotide messenger RNA. Lineage: Eukaryota; Viridiplantae; Streptophyta; Magnoliopsida; Proteales; Nelumbonaceae. The record is from RefSeq and is a predicted model, not a curated record.